Molecule: messenger RNA, 975 nt
Organism: Papaver somniferum (opium poppy)
Lineage: Eukaryota; Viridiplantae; Streptophyta; Magnoliopsida; Ranunculales; Papaveraceae
Product: non-specific lipid-transfer protein 3-like
Exons: 3
Coding region: 92-667 (191 amino acids)
Biological process (GO): lipid transport
Molecular function (GO): lipid binding
Source: RefSeq, a predicted model, not a curated record
UUCUCUAACAUUUAAUCUCUAAACACUUUCCUUUUCAUUUACAUUUUCCCACAAAAUUCUUUUCUUUUCUUUUCUUUUCAUAUUCAAUCAAAUGGCUGCUCCGUUGAGAAUGAUGGAAAUGGUUCUUUUAGUAGUCCUUGUGACUGCAUUCACGGCACGUGUAACGGCUCAAUCUAGUUGUACAAAUGUGAUCAUGGGCAUGGCACCUUGUCUUACGUACAUAACCGGAAAUUCCUCAACCCCAUCAUCUUCCUGUUGUUCACAACUUACUGAUGCGGUUCAAACACAACCAGAGUGCCUUUGCUCAAUCCUUAAUACUGGUGCUGGUGCCGCAUUAGGUCUUGCAAUUAAUCGAACACUAGCUCUUGCUCUUCCUAGUGCUUGUAAUGUUCAAACUCCAUCUAUUGAUCGAUGCAAUGCUGCUAACGGACCUGCAAGUCCUCCGAAAAAUUCUCCGGUUGCUUCUCUUUCACCAGCAGACCCACCUACAGAUACUUCAGAAUCGGAUACACCAACCUCGACUAUUUUUCCUGCAGGAAAUGGAUCUAAAUCUACACCUACCAAGGAUGGAGAUACGUCAGAUGGAAAUAUGACUAACUUGGGAAGCCUUCACCGUUAUCUCCUUGUCUUUCUCUUCGUUGUCUCUUGUACUUUGUUUGAAGUCUGAAUUAUUUGUUUGAUUUCUGUAUUGAAAUGGUGUGUAAUCUUUCAUUAAUAAACAAAUCAAAAUGGUGUGCAAUCAAAGAGGACGACUGUUAGUGCAACUUUUGUGACAGAAAUGGAGUGUAAUUAAUCUGUUGUGUUAGAGCAUCAUCAGUUACAUAAUAUUCUAGAACUCUAUAUACAUAGAAUGUCUUGUAUUCUAGAAAAAAGAUUAUAUUAGGAAAUACUUGUAUUCCAAGUCUUUACACGUUUAGAAUUCUACAAAGCCUCUUUGUAUAAAUAGGUUGUUAAGGCUUUGCAAUAUUGUACUGU